Molecule: messenger RNA, 762 nt
Organism: Pyricularia grisea
Lineage: Eukaryota; Fungi; Ascomycota; Sordariomycetes; Magnaporthales; Pyriculariaceae
Exons: 2
Coding region: 297-746 (149 amino acids)
Source: RefSeq, a predicted model, not a curated record
CGGGAAUCCGAGCAUCUUGGCAGACGUUCCAACAGACGACCCUACCUUGAUUUUGAUUUUUGAUUUUGAUCUUUUUUUUACCACGUAUUUUUUUCCCCUUUCAAACACGAUUUUGCUUUUUCACAUAUUGACUCAUUUCUUAUUACUUACCGCGACGAACAAAUCUAAAAAAGGUAGUGAAAGAAAUAAGCGAGGCGAACAUAGACUGCGACCCCAAAAAAAACGACAACAGCAAAAUAAUAGAAAAAAGACAAAAAGAGGGCUUUAAAAAUACAACCAAAAACCCAAAAAAAGCCAUGAGCGCAUUUACGUCUUCGGGGAGGGGUGGCGCGGGCAACAUUGUCGAUAAGACCAAGUCGCCUCGAAUCGAGCCCAAGGACCUCGAGACGCCGACGCUCAAGACUUCUGUCGUAACGACGGGGAGGGGCGGUACCGGCAACAUGGCAAAGAAUGUAGACCCUGCCGAGACGCGCGCGAUGCAGGACGUGUCGCCGGUACCCCGCCAGGAGCUUAAUGCUGGCACCCACGUCGGCCGUGGCGGCACUGGCAACGUCUUCAAACCCAAACCCGAGGACGAGGAGAUGGGCAACGUGCAUCACAAUGCCGAAAAGCCGCAGGAGGGCGGCGACAAGGAACCCCAGCAGCAAGCUCAGGACGAUACCGCCGUCGACGUCGAGGAGCAGAACAAGACAGACAACCAGGGCUUGGCGGCCAAGGGGAAGCAGUGGUUGUUUGGCAAGAAGUAAAAUGUCUCUCUCUCUC